This is a messenger RNA of Pleurotus ostreatus (oyster mushroom), 1359 nucleotides long. RefSeq lists its product as uncharacterized. NCBI's taxonomy places the organism in Eukaryota, Fungi, Basidiomycota, Agaricomycetes, Agaricales, Pleurotaceae. Gene Ontology annotation, molecular function: amino acid transmembrane transporter activity. Gene Ontology annotation, cellular component: vacuolar membrane. The coding region runs from base 1 to 1359 and encodes 452 amino acids. The transcript is spliced from 12 exons. The record is from RefSeq and is a predicted model, not a curated record. Gene Ontology annotation, biological process: amino acid transmembrane transport.
AUGGCAUACCUACAAGAAAAAUCCAACGAUAAGCUAGACAUCGAACGGGACUCUAGCCGCAACGGCUCGGAGAAACCGCCAGUUGUGGCGGACGUCUUCGAGGAAAGCCCGGAUAAUGAUUUCCACUACAAGACGCUUAGUUGGCAAUUUGUUGCCCUGUUGAUGAUAGCUGAGAUCGUCAGCAACGGGAUGCUGUCGCUGCCCUCCUCACUGGCGGUCGUUGGGAUCGUGCCCGCGCUCAUCUUGAUCAUCUUUCUUGGCGUCUUUGGCUUGUUUACAGCCAAACUGUUGGUUGACUUCAAGUUGAACCAUCCCAAUGUUCACAACAUGGGCGAUGCUGGCUACAUUCUCGGCGGUCCAGUCGUUCGGGAGAUUCUUGGCCUAGGAACUAUCAUCUUCGCCAUUUGCGGCACAGGGUCUGAAAUAUUAUCUGGCCAGCAAGCAUUAUCCGUCUUAUCGAAUAACGGCCUUUGCGCGAUGUACCUUGUCCUCAUCUUCUCCGCGGCAGUGCUCGUUGUUGCCUUGCCUCGUACUUUGGAUCGACUGAGCAACUUAGGGCUCGUUAGUGCCUGCUUCAUCACUCUUGCGGGCCUCCUAGCGAUGAUUGCUGCUGGACGGAACCCAGUACCUGGCCGUGUAAUCAGUGCAACAAUACAGUCUAAUUUCUUCACGGCGUUUCUAGCCAUCACCAAUCCGGUCUUCUCUUAUGCUGGUCACUUCAUGUUCUUUAUCCUAAUAUCGGAAAUGAGAAGGCCACAGGACGCCAUGAAGGCCGCUUGGUGCCUUCAAGGCUUCGCAACGGUCUUCUAUUGCAUCUUCGCCAUCGUAAUUUAUGUGUACGUAGGCAAUACGGUGGCCUCGCCGGCUUUCCUCUCCUUACCACCGGUGUGGGCAAAGAUAACUUUUGGUGUCGCUUUGGGUAAUUUCUUGAUCGCGGGAGGCCUCUAUUCUCAUACCGCCGCCAAGUUAGUUUUCGUUCGAUUCUUCCGGGGUACCCGACACAUGUAUAAGCAUACCGUUGUCGGAUGGUCCGUCUGGGUGGUACUUUGCUUCUUGGCAGUUGCCAUCGCCUUCGUCAUGGCCAUCGCUGUUCCGGUAUUCUCCUACCUGAUUGGAAUAUCGGCUGCCCUGUUUGCAUCCUGGUACACAUACGGGCUGGCUGGAUUCUUCUGGUUGCACGACGCGUACCAUCUAGAAGGCGGUUUCCCCGCAUGGAGACGGAUGAAAUUCCAGACUACUCUGGCCGUGUUGACCAUCGUUGCUGGUGCAUUUAUAUGCGUCGCUGGAACAUAUGUUUCGAUCAAGUUGAUAAGUGAUGCCUAUCGUGAUGGACUUGUGGGGAAGCCGUUCACAUGCUAA